Molecule: messenger RNA, 567 nt
Organism: Selaginella moellendorffii
Lineage: Eukaryota; Viridiplantae; Streptophyta; Lycopodiopsida; Selaginellales; Selaginellaceae
Product: sulfiredoxin, chloroplastic/mitochondrial
Exons: 6
Coding region: 32-415 (127 amino acids)
Biological process (GO): cellular response to oxidative stress
Cellular component (GO): cytoplasm
Molecular function (GO): sulfiredoxin activity
Source: RefSeq, a predicted model, not a curated record
AAAACGAGGUGGAAGAAAGGGUUCUUCAAGAAUGCGUGUAGCGUUGGGAACGAUUAUAGCGCCGCUGCCGCUGCGUCCGUGCGCUGGAAGAGUGCGAUGCGCCACUGAGGCAUCGGAGAAUGGUUCCCUUGUUGGCAAGCGCAGGGGCCCAAUCGUGGCUGAUAUUCCCCUGGAGCAAAUACGAAGGCCGCUACUCCGGACUCGAUCAAACGAUCCCGACAAAGUGAAGUCGCUCAUGGACAGCAUUGCGGAGAUCGGCCUCCAAGAGCCCAUCGAUGUCUUGGAGGUUGAUGGGCAGUACUAUGGAUUUUCCGGGUGCCAUCGAUUCGAAGCACAUCAAAAGCUCGGCCUUCCAACGAUCCGGUGUAAGAUCCGGAGAGCGACCAAAGAAACUCUCAGACACCACCUCCGGUGAAAGUUGGAAUCUCGCGAGCUUCGAAAAAAUCGCGACCUCUGCGACAAAGAAAAGAAGAAAGAUCUGGAGAACUUCUUAAGGUAGUAUCUCAAUCUGUGAACUGAUCAAUCUGUUCUUAUCUACAGCGUCUAGCUUGUUUAUUUCUACGUUAA